UGUCAUAUACGAAUUUAAUUUAAAAGUGUUCCACUUGUACAUAAGCCGGCAAAGUUGCCAUCUCAGAAUGUAUCUAAAGAAACGACGUCGUUUUUCUUUUGAAUUAGAGGUUACGCCAAAGAAACCGGACUGGUUCAACGGCCAUGGCUGAGACCAAUUCCAGUUUCUUAUUGUAUUCUUCUUCGAUUGACAAAAGCUGGCAAAAAAACAAAAGAAUGGUUGAACAUCUUCACAACACAACGCACUCAUUCAAAGUUAGUUACAGAGAAUCUAACACCAGAUGUCCUUGUGCUUUCUGUCCAACUUAAUUUCCUUGUUCCAAAUUCCAGUUCUUGAUUUAUCAUUAACAGAUCUUUUAUCGAAGGAAAAUCGAUUGAAGGAAAGUUCUUACGCCAGUUGAAGUACAAGAAGAACUAUCUGGAGGUAAGGUGCAGAAGAUUGAAGACUGAGGCUUUUGCUGCAGCUGUUGAGGUUUUCUGGGUAUCCCUGUUGAGAAUUAAUCUUUCCAGGGCUUCUUAUGGAACAAUUCAGGCAGGUUGGAGAGGUUAUAGGAAGCUUGAAUGCUCUAAUGGUGUUGAAAGAGGACAUCCGAAUCAAUAAACGGCAGUGCUGUUUACUUCUAGACAUGUUCAAUUUAGCCUUCUCUACCAUUGCAGAGGGCAUCAAGCUUUUCCUGAAAUCAGAAGAGAAAAACACCAAGUGGAGAGCUCUUGAACAGCCCUUGAGAGAGCUUCAUAAGGUGAUUAAAGAAGGAGAACUCUAUGUCAGACAAUGCUUGGAUGACAAAGACUGGUGGGGCAAAGCCAUUACUCUUCAUCAGAACAGAGAUUGCGUUGAAUUUCAUAUUCACAAUUUGCUGUGCUACUUCCCCGCUGUGAUUGAGGCCAUUGAAGCAGCCGGUGAAAUUUCAGGGCUUGACCCAGAUGAAAUGCAAAGAAGGAGAGUGGCACUUGCAAGAAAAUAUGACAGGGAAUGGAAUGACCCGAAACUUUUCCAUUUGAAAUUCGGGAAGGAAUAUUUGAUCCCUCGAGAAAUUUGCAGUCGUUUUGAAAGUUCCUGGAAAGAAGAUAGAUGGCUUCUUAUUGAAGAACUCAAGCAGAAGAGAAGAUUGGGAUCUGUUGUUUUAACAAAGAAUGAGCAGCGGCUUGUAGACAUGCUACUCAAGAAACUAGAUGAACCAGAGGAUUGUAAAGGGCAACUCUUUCCUACUUCAACUUUGUUAGGAGGGAAGGAUUACCAAGUAAGAAGGCGGAUAGGUGGAGGAGGCCAGUAUAAGGAAAUUAUAUGGUUGGGGAAUGGUUUUGCCAUAAGGCAAUUUUAUGGUGAGAUUGAUGAAUCAUUAAAUUCUGAAAUUGCUAAUCUUCUCUCAAUAUCCCACCCCAACAUUGUGCAGUAUCUUUGUGGGUUUUAUGAUGAAGAGAAGAAAGAAAUUGUUCUUGUUAUGGAGUUGCUUAGCAAGGAUCUAUGCUUGUACAUGAGGGAAACUUUUGGCUCAAAGAGGCGAAGUUCAUUUUCCCUUCCUAUUGUGGUUGAUCUUAUGCUUCAGAUUGCAAGAGGUAUGGAGUUUCUUCAUUCACAAAGGAUUUAUCAUGGUGAAUUAAAUCCUUCAAAAAUUUUCCUCAAACCAAGGAUUUCAACGGAAGGCUAUUUUCAUGUAAAAGUUUCUGGUUUUGGUUUGCCUUCUGUUAAAAGUUAUGCAUCUCAACGCUCAGUCCCACCGCCACUGUCAAACCAACAUGUAGCAGACCCUUGUAUUUGGUUCGCCCCUGAAGUUCUAGCUGAGCAAGAGGAGGGAGGUACCUUGAUUUAUAAGUAUUCAGAGAAGGCAGAUGUUUAUAGUUUUGGAAUGCUUUGUUUUGAGCUUUUAACCGGGAAAGUUCCUUUUGAAGAUGGACAUCUUCAAGGAGACAAAAUGGUAAGAAAUAUAAGAGCAGGAGAAAGGCCACUUUUCCCAUCAGGUUAUCCAAAAUAUAUUGUCAACCUAACCAAAAAAUGUUGGCAUCCAACUCCUUCUCAGCGCCCAAGUUUCUCAUCGAUUUGUCGAAUUUUACGUUACAUCAAGAAGUCCCUUGUGAUGAACCCAGAACAUGCUCAGUCUGAGUUUCAAUCCCCACUUGCAGAUUAUUAUGACAUAGAGGCAGGAUUUUUGAGGAAGUUUGUGUUGGAGAGGAGUUAUGAUGAGAUAUCUAUCACACAAAUCCCAUUUCAAUUGUUUUCUUAUAGGAUAUCAGAAAAAGAGAAGGCUAUUUUGAACAAUAAAGAUACGCAUUUAGAAUUAGGUAGUGAUGCAGUCUCAAUCUGCAAAGAUCGUUGUGCUUCUGUAGAUGCAAUUAUGUUAGCAAAUGAAAUGGCUUCUGAUGUGAAGUCAGUCUGCUUUGAUAUGAGAUCUGUUUACACAGAGAUUCCGGGCAAAAAUGUUUCUCAAUUUGAUACGAGGUCAGUUCAUUCUGAGGCUCCAAGGAAGAAAAUUUCUAGUUCUGAAUUUAGGCCAUUUUCUCCUGAGUUUCCAUCCAAGAAUGCUUCAAGAUGGAUUGCAAGCAGGGCUCUGGCAAAUAACUUUCCUAGUCCUGAUACCAAGUCAGUUGAUUCCAAGACAACAGAAAAGACCGUUUCGGGUCCUGAAACGAAGUCAGGUACUUUCAACGCUCAGGACAAGAAAAUUUCGAGUUCUGAUACAAAGUCAGCUUGUUCCAGGAAGAUGGAAAAUCAAGUUAAAGUGGUCAAGAAAGCCACAUAUAUAAAAGUAAAAAAAUCUGCAGGCACAGGGGUACCAAAAGCACAACCAGCAAGACCGAAUGUGAAAGCACAAACACAAAAAGAAUCACCAGCAGAAACGCAGUCACCAAAACCAUCACCGAUGCAAUCACCCAGAUCAACAACGUCAACAACAACACCACGAUCAACAACAUCAUUGACAAAAAAGUGGUCACCAAGGUCACCAUUUAUAGCAGGAGGGUGUAGUUUUAAGAUAGGCCAAGAGAUCAAGAGUCCUUUAAGCACCAGAACAUGGAGAUCAUUGGCUAAUUCCUCCAAGUCUUCCACAGCAUAGUCCUUGGCCUUGCAUGUAAAUUUUGUAAACAAUGUAGAAAUUCGCUGCAUACCAGGUAUGGCCUUCUGUUCUACACCUCCUAAAUACUUGGUCGUUCGAGAAUUAGAGAGGUAGAAGCAAUGUAACUUUGUCAUCGGUAUGCAUACUUGUAAUUUUACCCCAUUUUUUCUAUGAUAGUCUCUAUUGUUUACAUUGA
Messenger RNA from Mangifera indica (mango), 3245 nucleotides. RefSeq names its product serine/threonine-protein kinase MARK2-like. The transcript has 3 exons. NCBI's taxonomy places the organism in Eukaryota, Viridiplantae, Streptophyta, Magnoliopsida, Sapindales, Anacardiaceae. The record is from RefSeq and is a predicted model, not a curated record. Gene Ontology annotation, biological process: protein phosphorylation. Gene Ontology annotation, molecular function: ATP binding; protein kinase activity. The coding region runs from base 518 to 3049 and encodes 843 amino acids.